Daucus carota subsp. sativus is the source of this 1465-nucleotide messenger RNA. Its product is annotated as probable protein arginine N-methyltransferase 6. The transcript has 13 exons. Gene Ontology annotation, biological process: peptidyl-arginine methylation. Gene Ontology annotation, molecular function: protein-arginine N-methyltransferase activity. The record is from RefSeq and is a predicted model, not a curated record. Bases 115 to 1266 code for a protein of 383 amino acids. Lineage: Eukaryota; Viridiplantae; Streptophyta; Magnoliopsida; Apiales; Apiaceae.
UGUGAAUUGUGAGUUGAAUAGUUGAAAGCCCGCGUGAAGUUUAUUUACCAAAUUGCCACCCACAUCUCUCAAACUCUCCAUUCUCUCUGCUGCUUAUUUCUCUUUGCUUUCUUGAUGGAAGGAGCAACUGACAGUGGCGAUGACGGUGAUCAUCAACGCCAAGUUUCCGACGAUGACGACGAAGAAACAGAAAUCGAAGAAACUGCAUAUGAUUUCCACGAUUUUAACAUUCAUCAGGCAGUGAUUAAGGACAAUGUGCGCAAUGAAGCUUAUAGGGCCGCUAUCUUGCAUCAUCAGGAUAACUACAUUAAAGACAAAGUUGUGGUUGAUGUUGGUUCAGGAACAGGGAUUCUUUCUAUAUUUUGUGCUCAGGCUGGUGCAAAACGAGUUUAUGCUGUGGAAGACACUGAAAUAGCUUUGCAGGCACAAAAAGUCAUGGAGGCCAAUAAUCUAUCUGAAAGGGUCAUCGUUUUACAUGGAUAUGUGGAGGAUGUUGGGAUUAAUGAAAAGGUCGAUGUUAUAGUUUCAGACUGGAUGGAUCAGUUACUUCUCUAUAACUAUGAGAACAUGUUGGGGAGCGUCCUUACAGCCAGAGAUCGCUUGCUAAAACCUGGUGGUCUUAUUAUGCCUUCAAAUGCGACGCUGUAUAUAGCUCCUGUCACUCUUCCUGACAGAUACAGUUCAAAAAUUGAUUUCUGGCGCAAUGUCUAUGGAAUCGACAUGUCUGCCAUGGUACCUUGGGCAAUACAAGAUGCAUAUGAAGACCCGUGUGUGGAGAAGAUUAAGAGUGAAAAUCUUUUAGCAUUGCCUCAAGUGGUGAAGCGUGUGGACUGUUAUACAAUUAAUAUACAGGAGAUAGAAUCAUUUAAAUCAAGAUUCGAGUUUCAGUGUCUGACCCGAGCAACCUUUCAUGGAUUUGCUUUCUGGUUCGAUGUCGAAUUUAGUGGCCCUGUGACAUCUCCUGCUGAUAGCAAUGCACCACCCUUGCAGUCUUCAAGCAAUCAUCUUACUACGAGUGGUCAAAAGAGAAAGCGUGACGAUCCCAUUGAAGCUAUUGUACUGUCAACAGCACCUGACAAGCCACCAACACACUGGGAACAAAUGGUGGUCUACUUGAACAAUCCAAUAGAUGUUGAACAAGGUCACCGGAUUGAAGGUUCUGUGACAUUGACACCUAAUCAAGAAGAAGAUGGUCCCAACGUGCACAUCCGCCUUGAAUACAAGUCAGGUCACCGUUCCUUUGUGAGAGAAGCAGUAAUGCGCUGAUAUGAUUCUUGCUCUUCGCAAAUUCAUUCUCGCCUUUUAAGUAACAAAAAAAAUCCAUAUGUUAAGUUCCUAGUUUCUGUUGUGAAGUAUGCUGAUAUAAAUACUUAUUUGUCUGGUAGAAGCAUGUAGACUUUAGAACAACAUUGAAGCAAGCAGUAGUAUUCAAACUAAUACUAUCCAUAUUCUGUUGUUUGUAUCA